UCUCCUCCUUCUCAAUCAUUCUCUAUUGCUAGUGUUGGGUGUGAACCACUAGAGGCGUGACAUUUGUGACGUUUGCUCUCAAGGCUUCAACACAAGUAUUUGGAUUGUUAUUACUACAUAACAAUCAAGGUAGGUUUUGAAGGAACAAGAGCAAAUGUGAGCUCAUCACUUCCAAUGCAGUUGGAGUUCGAAACGUAUUUUUCUCCAUUAAUAAACCCAACAAAUUACACCCCACAAUGCGCACAUACACAUACAGCCUAAACUUUACGAUAAUUUGUGUACAUCAAAUGCAAGUUCUAAAGAAAGAGAGAGAUCACUCUCCCUCUGUUUCAAAAGAUUCCAAGAUCGGUUUCUUAUUAUUUAAAUAACACCCACGUUAAACCGCGAAAUGCGCAGCAUUUCGAGAGAAACCCCACUUGAAAAUACUCUGAAAGUUAUCGUCUUUCUUGAGAGAGUGAGGGGAAAAGUUUCUUUUUGAUGCAAGAAAGUGAAAAUGGAGGAAGAACUUAUCAGGCAUGGGAGAUCUUUAGCUGAAACACCAACAUGGGCUGUUGCUACAACUAUUACGUUCAUGGUUUUUGCUUGCUUGUUGGUUCAAAGAUCGAUUUACAGAUUUGGGAGGUGGUUGCAGAAGACAAGGAGAAAGGCGCUGUUAGCUUCUUUAGAAAAGAUCAAAGAAGAACUUAUGCUUCUUGGACUCAUAUCUUUGUUAUUGGGGCAAUGGGCAAGGGUGAUUUCACAGAUUUGUGUGGAUUCCUCACUCUUUAGUAGUAAAUUCUUCCUUUGCUCCAAAGAAGAUUUUGAGAUGGAUAAAAUUGUAAUUUUCUCAAGAUUCACUUCCUUUUCAAACGAGUCUGAUACACCUCCAGAAGGGCUUAAUACUCAUUUUCAUCAGUGUGGUGAGGGGAGAGAACCGUUUGUUUCUUAUGAAGGUCUUGAGCAACUUCACAGAUUCUUGUUUGUUCUUGGGAUCACUCAUGUUUUAUAUAGUUGUGUGUCUGUUGGUUUGGCCAUGAUUAGGAUAUACAGCUGGAGGAAAUGGGAAUAUCAAGCAAGCCUAUUGGCAGCCGAAAACUUGCAAGUGAGGAAGAUAAAGGUGAUGAGGCGCCAAGUCACUUUCAUUAAACAUCAUGCAACACAUCCAUGGAGCAAGAGCCGGAUUCUUAUUUGGAUGUUAUGCUUUCUAAGACAAUUCAAAAGUCCAAUGCAAAAGUCGGAUUAUGCGGCUUUGCGGUUGGGUUUCAUCACCACUCACAAAUUGCCACUUUCUUAUAAUUUCCACAACUACAUGGUACGAAGCAUGGAAGAUGAAUUUUAUGAAAUUGUGGGAAUUAGUUGGCCACUUUGGGCUUAUGCCAUACUAUGCAUCUUCAUCAACAUUCAUGGUCUUAAUAUUUACUUCUGGCUUUCUUUUGUCCCUGCCAUUCUUGUGUUGUUGGUGGGGACAAAACUUCAACAUGUUGUCUCCUUAUUAGCUCUUGAAAUAGUGGAGACAAGGGGCCCAUCUGCAAGAGUAGCUCAAGUGAAGCCAAGUGAUGAGCUUUUUUGGUUUGGUAAACCAGAAAUAUUGUUACGUUUGAUACAAUUUAUCUCCUUUCAGAAUGCAUUUGAGAUGGCAACAUUCAUCUGGUCUGUGUGGGGAUUCAAACAAAGAUCAUGUUUCAUGAAGAAUCACACGAUGAUAGUUAUUAGGCUGACUUGUGGGGUUCUUGUCCAGUUUUGGUGUAGCUAUAGCACAGUGCCUUUGAAUGUCAUUGUUACACAGAUGGGUUCAAAGUGUAAGAAAGCAUUAAUAGCAGAAAGUGUUCGCGAAUCACUUCACAGUUGGUGUAAAAGAGUAAAAGAAAGAUCAAAAACACUUCACUCAGUUGCUACAAGGUCAACAUGUUCACUUGGGUCAACCAUUGAUGAAGGUGAUGAAGUAAUUACAGUGGCUUCAGGGACUUUAUCUCAGUCAUCAUCCACCGGAACACUUACUCAGAUGGAGGAUAACCGGAGCUCCGGCGAUGCCAACCACCCACCGGAGCAAGAGCUUUCGUUCAGGAUGUCUGAAUAUUUGUCUGAUACGAUUAGACAUGCACCGCCAAAUCAGGGCAUUGAAGAGCAUGAAGUUGAAGUUGAAGUUGAAACUCUUCAAGAUUUGCUUCGUAGGACAUGAAAGUUUAAGUUCUUCAAUUGGAUAUUUAAGACAUUGGUGUUGGCAUAAACCCUAACUCGAGUUGACAUUAUAUCCAAUAUUUCAUACUUUAGAGGUGAAAUAUUUCCUUUAAAUGUUGUUAUCAUUACUAAUAAACAAUAUUUACUUCAUAACCACAAACAUGUAUCAAAAAUCCUCUUCAGCAA
Messenger RNA from Lactuca sativa (garden lettuce), 2343 nucleotides. RefSeq names its product Seven transmembrane MLO family protein (gene MLO4). Gene Ontology annotation, biological process: defense response. The record is from RefSeq and is a predicted model, not a curated record. Lineage: Eukaryota; Viridiplantae; Streptophyta; Magnoliopsida; Asterales; Asteraceae. Gene Ontology annotation, cellular component: membrane.